Molecule: messenger RNA, 2046 nt
Organism: Prorocentrum cordatum
Lineage: Eukaryota; Dinophyceae; Prorocentrales; Prorocentraceae
Source: the annotation of a GenBank genome assembly
AUGGCCAACUGCGAGCCCAUGUGUCAUGGUACGGGCGUCGUGUAUCAGUAUGGGAACCAGUACAGAGCAGGCCGCAAUGCGAUCUGUUACCUCCUGGAGAAACUCGGCGGCCUACAGAUUCGCUUCUCCACGCUGACCGCCACGGCAAAGCCUGCCAAGCGCGCGACCGAGUGGGAUAAGAAGCAGGAAGGGCACCGCUACAUCGAGAAGAAGGGCCCGAAGAGCAACAACAGCAAUCAGUUCAUGGAGUUCGCGGACAAGGAGAUCAACGACCCGCAGUCGAAAAUCUACGGCUGGGAGGAGCCCCGCGUGGUCCAGGCGCUGCGGAACCACGCGAGCGGGCGCAUCAACGCCAAGCACCGCUCUGUCUGGGUGCUCACGCUAAAGGACUUCGAGCCGUGGUUCAUCAACGAGGUGCUCGUGAAGAUCCUGCCAACUCUCCACCGCAACGGCGUGCUCUGGAUCGGCAAGACCAGGGUGGGGAAGUCGACGACGUCGAAGACACUUGCGUUCUUGAUGUCCAUGCUCGAGAUCGAUGCCCUUGAAGGCGAUGACAGGGAGGGCGCACCUGAGCCUUCAAUUGUCACCGCCAAUCACUUUGAUUUCUUCAAGGGCGAGCCCGUGGAGAGGGCGCCGCCCGCGGUGUUCGACGACGGGGGCUUGCACAAGCAGGACGCGUCCGUGUUAAAGGCUUUCCUCAACCCGAGCGAGGAGGAUUCCACGCUGUGGGCGAGGUGGGGGUCCAGCACGUUCGCCCCAGGGGCGCCCCGCCAGGCCGUGAACAACAGCUACGACAAUGCUCUGGAGAAGCGGAUGGUGGCAGACUGGCGCCAAGGGAAAUUAAUGGUGAUCACGAUCCAGCAGCUCAUGGCCCUCAUCGCGCCCUCCCUGAAGCAGAUCACGGAGGAAGAGGACAUGAAGGCCCUGCUCGCGAGGUCCCACGUCGUCGUGACCACGGACACGCGCGUGCAUUUCUGUUUGGCAUCCGAUGAGUUUCCAGAGGACGGCGUCGUGCCUUUCUACACAUACAGCAAGAAAUCAAAGCCUGACCUCUUCAACUACUCGCCCGAGGCGCGCGCGUGCUGCGGCAGGCACAAGGACGACCCGACCUCUCCGAACAACUACCCGUCCGACUUCAAGGAGAAGGCGGAGUGGUCCUUGAAUUUUGCGAAGCGCUUGAUGUGCGGCGAACAAGUGCCCACUGUGUCGACCACCCGCGGGACCUCGCUCUUCGGGGAGCCCGUGCACAGGGUUCAGCCAGAGGCCGCGCCCCCGCCAGCGGGCGCGCCCGCGGCCCCGAUGGCAGCCGAAGCCGCGCCAGAGGAGGCCCCGCCAGCGGUUCAGCCAGAGGCCGCGCUCACGCCAGCGGGCGCGCCCGCGGCCCCGAUGGCUGCCGAAGCCGCGCCAGAGGAGGGCCCGCCAGCCAAGCGGGCGAAAGCCGGCGCCCAGGGGGGGCGCGCGGCGCCCCCCGAUCCUUUCGCGGGCGGCUUCAGGCGCGACCGCCUCGGUGGCGACCGCGGCGACUACGAGGGCGAGGAAGAGCCGCCGCUCGGGGCCCCCGCGCAGGAGAUCGAGCGGCUCUGGGGGCUCCACCAGGCAGGCGGCAUCACGCUCGCGAAGUUCAACGUCUUGAAGAGGAGUGCGAUCAGCGAAGGGUUCAAGGCCUUGCAGAAGGGCGCGCCCGCCAAGAAGGAGGAUCGCAGCGCCAAGCGGGAGCAGAUGCCUCGCGCGCCAAUCAAGCGGGACCCGACCGAGGGGGCUGCCAAGCGGGAGGUGUUCGAGGCGAAGCCCGUGGACAAGGAGACGAUCCAGGGGCUCUUCCCAGGCUCGGGGAGUGCAGAAGUCGGGCGGCGCUUGCGAGGCGUCAUAGGAAUCGCCCGUUCGUUGACCAGCGGGCGCUUGAGUUGCGCGCCGUUUGGUCGCGAGCACGGCUGCCCCUUCUGGCAACGUGUAACGGGCGAUUCCUUUGCGCGCCCUCAGUCGGCCGCCUUGCUCCUGAGCCCCCAACAGGCGCCGUGGCGAUCGACUCGGACGAGGACUGAGUGA